GCCGUCCACCUCUGCUCCGCCAGCCUCCCCAAAUCCCAGCAGCAAGACGGCAACCACGCACCCAACUUCGCCUGCCACAGCUCAUGCCGCCGUCGCCAGCGGCACCGACAUGACAAGGCGCUGCAUGCCCGCUAGGCCAGGUUUCCCCUCAUCCCCAGCCCCGGGGUCGUCGCCCCCGCGCUGCCAUCUGAGACCCGGUAGUACCGCCCCUGCUGCAGCGGGAAAGAGAACAGAGAGUCCUGGGGACAGGUACCGUGCAGAGGGCUUGAGAAGGGGCCAGGUCGCGGGGGCAAGGGUAUUAGGGAGGACAGCGGACGGCCGCUUUCCCAAUUCCCGCCAUUCUUCGCGAGCUCAGGACUUGCGUUCCGGGGCCUGGCAAACCCCCACCCCGCCUCCGCGCAGGGGCUUUUGGGAGUACGAGUUUCAUUUUUUUUGUAGUUGGGAAGCUGUUCUUGGUGUGGGAUCCCAAGCCUGGCUGGCUACGGAGAACCCGCCUUAGGUAGACCAUGAUUUUUGUGCUUUACGAUAGUUUGACCCGGGGUCCUAACUGCUUAAUGCAUAUUUAGGUUGUUUUCUCGACAUUGUCAGUUCUACUGGUCCUGGUGGUUUAAUAGUAUAAACCUUUUCUAUGUUGUGGACGAAGUUAUGAGAAAAACCCUUCCACGAAUUACAUUAUAGUCCAGUAUACACAAUAAUUCAUACUUAAAAGAACAUACAGGUGUGGAAUGUGUUACGGUUUCUCUUUCAGUAACUUUCUGCCUCUCCAGAGGCUAAUUUUUUUAUAAAGAUUUCAUGAACCAGCUUUGUGAGAGAUACGUAAUGAGAUGGAGAAUUUUAUCAAAUGACAUUCUCUGACAAUAAAACAUGUUUAAAUUCUAUAUGCGCUUGGUUACGUCUUUUUUAUUUUAGGUUUAAAAUAUUGUAGUAUAGGUCCACAAUCCAUUAUCUUAAUUCAGAAGGCUGUGAAACCAAGUUUUCAAUAAGUUUGACACCAGUUCUCUUUUGGCAGCUUAACCUGACCAGAACUAAUGAGUCCGUCAAUUACAGAUUUCUUCAAACCAGCUUCAAAACAAGACAGACAUAUGUUGGAUUCGCCACAAAAAUCAAACAUCAAAUAUGGAGGAAGUGGAUUGUUGCAGUUUAAAAGGAAAUUAUCCUCACCAAAAAAAUCUAAACCCAAAAGGAUACCAUCAGAAAAGAGCCCUAUUUUAGAGGCUUUCUUGAAAGGUGUUAAAGAGCACCAUAAAGAUCAUGGUGUACAUGAAUCACGUCAACCUUGUGUGUCACUAGCCACCAGAUUUUCAAAGGGGGUUACAGAAGUCUACGUGCCUUCUUCAUAUUGCUUGUCAAAAGAGAUGAAGGCACGAAAGAAAAAGCACCGAUCUCCAGAGAGAAGGAAGUCAGUGUUCAUUCAUGAAAAUAGCAGGAAGGAGAGUGAUAGAGAUCGAGACAAAAGGAAUGCAGACUCCAAAGAUCAAGCUACAGUGGCAGAAGCUGACAUCUUCAAGAACAACUCCAGAAGUCUUAGCAGGAGUAGCCUAUCCAGGCACCACUCAGGGGAAAGCCCACUUGGAGCUAAGUUUCAGUCAUCCUUAGCAUCUUACUGCAGAGAAAGAGCACUAAGGAAGAUGAGAAAGGAGCAAAUUAAGCAGAGAAUCAACUCAGAAAAUUCCCUCUCAGAAGCAAGCAAUCUUCCCUUAAAAUCCCCUAGUAUAGGAAGAAACUUUAAACCAAGGCAGGAACAAAGCAAGCAGAGCAACGUCAUACCUGGAAAAAGUAAUCUUUCAAAUCUGGAAAAUGGACAUCUCUCAAGAAAAAGAUCCUCUUCUGAAUCGUGGGAACCUGCUUCAGCAGGCUCUAAGAAUAAAUUCUCUGACAAAAGAAAAAGGAACUCUGUGAACUCAGAUCUGAAAAGCACAAGGGAGUCUAUAAUACCAAGAGCAGAAGAGUCCUUCCUUGAGAAGCAUCCUGAUGGACCACAUCGGAGAGAGAAAUUUAUAAGACACAUUGCGCUGAAGACACCUGGUGAUGUGUUGCGCUUGGAAGAUAUAUCCUCCAAGGAACCAAAUGAUGAAGGUGAUCGCUCCUCUGUAGGCUUGGCACCUUCACACUCUGGCCACCAUUCUUCCAAGAAUAAUGACCAGAUCCGUGUGGCAAGUACCAAAGAGACUAAGAUUCAGAAACCCCACUUACCUUUACCUCAGGAAAGAUCUGCAGUUAAAAAAGCUAGCAGCCUUCCGAAAAAUAAAACUGCUAGCUCUGUGACGUCAAAGGAGACAAAACUUGUACCUUUACUUUCCCAUGUUCCAAGUGCUGGUUCCUCUCGGGUACCAUUAAAUGCUAAAAAUUGCACUCUUCCAGUCUCUAAAAAAGAUAAAGAUCGUUCCUCAUCUAGAGAAUAUUCUGGGCAUUCUACAGAGUCCUCCAAACACAAGGAACACAAAUCAAAGACUAAUAAGGCUGAUUCUAAUAUGUCUUCAGGGAACGUUUCUGGGGAAUCUUUGCGUUCAGAAUAUGGCACUCCUACCAAGUCUCCUCCGGCUGCUUUGGAAGUUGUGCCAUGUAUCCCAAGCUCUACUGCUCCUUCAGAUAAAGCCCCUCCAGAUAAAGAGAGUUCAGGAAAUUCCAAUGCAGGUAGCAGUGCACUGAAAAGGAAACUAAGGGGUGAUUUUGAUAGUGAUGAAGAAAGUUUAGAUUACAACCUAGACAGUGACGAGGAAGAGGAAACACUAAAAUCACUGGAAGAAAUAAUGGCUUUGAACUUCAGUCAGACUCCUGCAGCCGCAAGAAAGUCUCCUGCUCUUCCCAAGGGGCUUAGCUCUCAGUCAUCAGAUUAUACAGAACAUGUUCAUUGUGGAACUUACACAAAUACUUUAGAGCGUCUAGUGAAGGAGAUGGAAGACACUCAAAGGCUGGAUGAACUGCAGAAGCAACUACAAGAAGAUAUAAGGCAGGGCCGAGGCAUUAAAUCCCCCCUCAGAAUCGGAGAUCCAGACACUACAGGUGAUGAGGAUGGCCUCUUAGAAGAGCACAGGGAAUUUUUAAAGAAAUUUUCAGUUACGGUCGAUGCUAUUCCCGAUCAUCAUCCAGGUGAAGAAAUAUUUCAUUUCCUCAGUUCUGGAAAAAUUUUUAAUCAACAUACUCUGGAUUUAAGAGACUCUGGUUUUAUUGGACAAAGUGCUGUAGAAAAGCUUAUUCUUAAAUCAGGAAAAACAGAUCAGAUUUUUUUGACAACACAAGGCUUCCUUACUUCCGCUUAUCACAAUGUCCAGUGUCCUGUACCUGUGUUAAAGUGGCUAUUUCGGAUGAUGUCAGUUCAUACAGACUGUAUUGUGUCCGUGCAGAUUUUAAGUACAUUGAUGGAAAUAACAAUCAGGAAUGAUAUCUUCAAUGACUCACCGGUGUGGCCCUGGAUCCCAUCCUUAUCUGAUAUAGCAGCUGUGUUUUUCAAUAUGGGAAUUGAUUUUAGAUCUUUGUUUCCUCUUGAUAAUCUUCAACCAGACUUUAACGAAGACAAUCUAGUUAGUUCUGAAACACAGAUGGCAUCAAGCGGGAAAGGAACUGAAGAGUCAUCUUACAAGCCAAUUUUUUCAGCUCUUCCUGAAACCAACAUUUUAAAUGUGGUUAAGUUUCUAGGCUUAUGUACAUCUAUACAUCCAGAUGGUUACCAGGAUCGUGAAAUAAUGUUGCUGUUUUUAAUGUUGUUUAAAAUGAGUUUGGAAAAACAGCUGAAACAGAUUCCUCUAGUGGACUUUCAAAGCCUCAUGAUAAACCUGAUGAAAAACAUCAGAGAUUGGAACACAAAGGUGACUGAACUCUGUCUAGCCAUAAAUAAACUCUCCAGUAAUCCCCACAACCUUCUGUGGUUGGUACAGCUGGUUCCUAACUGGACAUCACGUGGAAGACAACUGAGACAGUGCCUCAGUCUAGUGAUUAUUUCAAAGCUUUUGGAUGAGAAACAUGAAGAUGUCCCUAAUGUCAAUAAUCUGCAGAUAUCAGUUCUACAUCACUAUCUUGUACGAAUGAAGCCUUCUCAUUUGCUAAAGAAAAUGGUCUUGAAGAAAAGGGCUGAACAACCAAAUGACGCCAUUGAUGAGAGUCUUCAUUUGGAACUUGAAAAGCAGGCCUAUUACCUGACCUACGUUCUUCUUCAUUUAGUUGGUGAAGUUAGUUGCUCUCAUUCUUUUUCUUCUGGACAACGGAAACACUUAGUGCGACUCUGUGGGGCUUUGGAAAAGCAUGUUAAAUGUGAUAUUAGGGAAGACCCAAAACGUUUUUAUAGAACUAAGGUGAAAGACUUGGUUGCCAGGAUACAUGGAAAAUGGCAAGAAAUAAUCCAGAACUGCCAGCCUACUCAGGGGCAGCUUCAUGACUUCUGGGUACCAGAUUCUUAACAGGAGUUGCAGUAGCACAGAUGUGAACCAAGAGAAAUUGAACAAGAGCUUUGCCUAGAGGGGUAGAAAGGGUUACUACAGAAUCCAAUGGAAUGCUAAGAAAAUAUGCUGCAAGUGUGCCACUUGACUAUCUAGUAUGAAGCUGGUAAUGACAAAAUUGCCAUUUCUGAAGUGGAUAUGAAACAUGAUCUGCUUAAUUGUUAAGGCAACUGGCCUUUCAAAGGAAGAGAGUCCUACGAAGGGAGGGGCAGAGUAGAACAGUUAAUCUAACCAGCCCCAUUAACUCUUCUUGUUGAACUGUAAGCAAUUAUCUUUUCUUGGAUAGUGUUCAUGGUACUUGGAUAAUCACAGGAAAUAUCUAAGAAAAGGGUUUGGACCAACGUGAGGGAUUGGACAUGGAAAUCAGCACUAAGCUCCAGUUGAGUUUAAUUUUCCCUCUUGGUUAUUUUAGAGUAAAGGGGAAGCUUAGAACUGAGUUUAGUAACAAAAAGCAUACAUCUCUUCUGUGUUUCCUAUAAGCCACAGGGAGAUUUUAAUUCAUGCAUUUUUCUUCACUAUUCAAGAUUAUAACUGUUAGGUUUUUAAAAUAACAUUCAGACAAACAAUUGAGAAACAGAAGUUUGGUAUAUUGUGAGAUCCUCUUAAGGGGAAAGAGGUUAAGCUAUAAAGUGGCUCUGUUUUUAUGCCAAAACAUUCACAUGCAGUUUGUUUUGGGUUUCUUUUAGGUGCGUAUAUAUGUAUUUUUUAAAUACUCAUUAAAUCUUAGAAUCCUGGUUAAAUCUUAGCAUUUUGGCUCUUGGUAGCCGUAUUACAGAAAUCUACAUUGUUAACGCUUAAUGAUCGGGACAAGUUUUCAAACACCUUGUUUUCACGAGUACAUGACCUUAGCAGAGACCUGGAUGGCGUUUAUUCUUUGAAACUGUGUGUGUGCACGCGUAUGCAUGUGCGUAAGCGAAAGCAUGCACACAUGCACAUGUGUGCUUGUAUUUUGAAGUUGUUGCACUUGAAAACCACAGCUGCUCUAAAUUCUUAAACACUGGAAAGCCAUCCUUUGGUGGAGGGUUAGUAGAAGUGCACGUGCUGGUCUUAGUCCAAGGGCCCUUUGAAGCCUUUGGUAGUGACAUACUCUUACUAGCUAAAACUGAUAAAUUCUUUUAAUGACUGAGUGUCCCUUUUGGGAGGGUUUGUUUCCUGAAAGUGAAUGUCAACUUUUUUUUUUUUUUUUUUUUUUAAUUUUGAUUUGGGUGACAUUGCUCUCCUGAGCACUCUCAUGUCCUCAGUUGUGGGGGGAAGGAUGGGGAAGGGAACUGGACUUGAUGUUUAUGAUUUGAGGGGGAGAAAAUAAAAUUUUGAGGAAUGACUUUCUACCUCUAAGUUGAGGCUUAGAAGUAAAAAGCAUUCUAUCUUAAAUUUAUCAUUUAAAAUUGCAUAGGUAACUUUUAAGCCCAUGUCAAGCAUUGGGCAGUUAGAGAUUUUAUAGAGAAGAUUUAAGUAAAUACAGUUCCCAAGAAACCUGGCCGACUGAGGCUCCAAGAGUCAGACCAACAAAAGUUUUAUUCUGUGUUGAGUUUACUGGUAAGAAUAUUAUCUUGAUACUACCUCUCAAGGGUAUUAUUACAAAAUGCCACUUAUGGUUAAAGAGAUAGAUAGAAAGAGUUAUGUUUGACAGAAGCUUGAAACUCUGGCAUCUAUCUGCCCAACAAUAGAGGCUUUCACUCUGUAAUUUAAUACUUUGUAGAUACAUUGUUUGUGUGUAAUUUUAUAAGUGUUCAUAGUUUUCUCAUUUUGCAUUGUGUAAAGUGUACAAAAUCUCAAAGUAUAAAAUACUGCUUAUAUUGCUUGUAAUUACAGCGUGUAAAUAUUUUCUAAUCGUGUACAUUGAUGGGGGGACAAGUGGGUUAUUCAGGUUUUAUUUUUUAAGUGACCCUUUUAUAUUGCAGUUUCAACAAGAUAACUGCCCAUCAAAUUUAAAAUCACUUUGAUACAUUUUUAUUUAACAGUUCCAGUAAAAAUAAUCUAUUUUUAAUUGACUUCAUCUGUUUUCUUUAAAGAAGAUGACCAAAUGUCCAUUUAUGCCCUUAUAUUUAUGACUCUGGUAGAUGACUUCAGUCUCUGGGUCACAGUCCAGUCAGUAUUUGCAUUUGGAUUCUCAUAAAAAUUUGGUGAUUCUCUUUCAGCACAAGUAGUAGCCCAUGGAUUUUCUCCCAAAUCAAGUAUUUUCCUUCUCCCUCUUGAGUCCCCAUGCUUUGUCUCCCUCCUGCUUCUGUUGCCCAGUGAAUGGGAUGGUAGGGAGAAAAUGUUCAUUGCACAGAAAAUGUCAGGCCACAUUUGGGACUUGGCAAACAAAGCUUGCACUGAGUGGUGGUGUGUUUGGCAAUAUUACUGUGCCAAAAAUCACCUUAUCUAAUUUUCUGGAUAGGUACAUCAAACUUAGACCCUUACUGCAAGCCGAAAAUUAAGGUACUUGUGUUUAUGCUUUUGUGUGUAACUGUUUGCCUUUUCUAAACUGCUUUUCUUGUUAUCUGGAAAUAUAAUUAUAUCGGUUAUAUCAUGUUAUGUGAAGAGGCUGUCUAUGGACAAAACAUGCAUCUAUGUAGCAGUAAUAGCAUUUGUACAUUUCCUGUCUCCUGAUGGCAGUGGUGCCUUUGUCACCUUCUAGAAGGUUGGCAUUUUGUCUUUGUUUUGAAGUGCAAGUAGUAGCUUGCUUUUGACUUCACAAAAUUUCCCCAAAUGUAAAAGAUAGAAUAUGGUGUGUUGUCAUCCAGGCUCAACUGGAGCAUUUGCAUUAGUAUUUCUGUCAAAACAAGUAUAGAUGGUGGGGACUGGCCAGUAUUAAAGUGUGAAGUCGUUAAGCCAAGAGUAAUUUUUAAAUAUUAAAAAAAAAAAAAUUUAAGAG
This is a messenger RNA of Trichechus manatus latirostris (Florida manatee), 7290 nucleotides long. It is a transcript of the gene SLF2, whose product is annotated as SMC5-SMC6 complex localization factor 2. Gene Ontology annotation, biological process: positive regulation of double-strand break repair; protein localization to site of double-strand break; DNA damage response. Bases 1029 to 4394 code for a protein of 1121 amino acids. The transcript is spliced from 20 exons. Gene Ontology annotation, cellular component: nucleus; site of double-strand break. The record is from RefSeq and is a predicted model, not a curated record. NCBI's taxonomy places the organism in Eukaryota, Metazoa, Chordata, Mammalia, Sirenia, Trichechidae.